AUGGGAGCCUCAUGGAUCGUGUGUGUCUGUAAAACGGAGGACAAUAUUCAUAACAUCGAUUUUGUGCGCUUUAAGAUCAGGGACCUGGAGACCAGCACCGUCCUGUUUGACAUCGCCAAACCCCACAGUUCCGGGUCAGCAGACGAGGAGGAGAACCGAGAGGCGGACGCCAUCGCCGGCCGGUUCGUGCGCUACCAGUUCAGCCCGGCCUUCCUGAGAUUGAGGACCGUGGGAGCCACGCUGGAAUUCACCGUUGGGAACCGGCCUUUAAACCACUUCCGCAUGAUCGAGAGGCACUACCUCCGCCAUCACCUGCUGAAGAGCUUUGACUUUGUUGGCUUCUGUAUCCCAAACAGCUGGAACAGCUGUGAGCACAUCUACGAGUUCCCUCAGCUGGCCGAGAGCCUGGUCCGUCAGAUGGUGGAUCCGUGUCCGUAUGAGACCCGGUCAGACAGCUUCUAUUUCGUGGAGAACAGACUGAUCAUGCACAACAAGGCAGACUACGCUUAUAACGGUGGACAGUGAAAAAACACACGCCU
Messenger RNA from Cyclopterus lumpus (lumpfish), 539 nucleotides. RefSeq names its product protein unc-119 homolog B-like. Gene Ontology annotation, biological process: cilium assembly; lipoprotein transport; nervous system development. Lineage: Eukaryota; Metazoa; Chordata; Actinopteri; Perciformes; Cyclopteridae. Gene Ontology annotation, cellular component: cilium. Gene Ontology annotation, molecular function: lipid binding. The record is from RefSeq and is a predicted model, not a curated record.